CUACCAAUAAUUAUUAACCUACCACUCGCUGCUUGCUACUGUUCUAUGACACCUUGCUCCACUCCCUCUCUCCCUCUCUCCUCCACCACCACCACCACCACCACCACCACGUUGCCACACACACACACAAGCACAAUGAAUUGUCCUCCAGAAUACCCCUUUCAAAGCUACUCCUACUUGACUCAACCCUUCUUCCCAACCACGGCACAACUCCCCUGCCCACCGUACCCAUCACCCCAGCAUUCACCGCUCUCCCCACAGCUGGAGCAAAAGUACUUCCACCACCACCACCCAACCACCUUCGCACUGGACCCAUUCCUCUCCUCUCCCCCUCCACCCCCUCCUCCCGCUCCAGCGCUCCAGGAACCCAUGUCCCCGACACUCCCCGCAAUCAAGCAGGAAUCGGUCCCCGAACCGUCCCCGGAACCCACCACCGCUACAACUACCGCCGCCGCCGCCGCCGCUACCGCCCCCGCAAUGAAACGUCCCCGCCAGCGUGGACCCCCGACGAAGCAUUCCGACACCACGAGCCGAUAUUUAAUAAGUCAGGACAACGACCGCCUCUACAAGCUUAGGGAGGAACAGGGCAAGACUUGGCAGGAGAUAGCAGAGGUCUUCAAGAAGGAGGGGAGGGGAAAUCUCACGACGAACGUCAUUCGUGUAAGAUUCUACCGACUGAAGGAUAAAGCUGCUGCGUGGGGCGAUGACGAGAUUGAGAGAUUGAAAGCUGCGAUCGCGGACGUUGACAGGAGGAAGUGGGAAUUUGUGAGUGCGAAGAUGGCAGAAUUGGGAGGCCCUGAUGCGCGGAGGUUUGCCGCUGCUGCAUGCGAGAGGAAGGCGAAGGAGAUUUAGUUUUUUUAUCACUGGAAGUAAAAAAAAAAAAAAAAAAAAAGAGGGGCAAAAUCAUAAUUUAUUAUCAAGGUGUUUUGGGUGUGAUGUUUCCGUUUCUGAUUUAUUCUUGGGUUUUGUUUAUAUCUUGGGAAGUGCCAACGCUGGCAUAACUUACGGUGCGAGUGUGAGUCUGGUUUGUUUUGUUUCCCCUUCGUUCAGCAGAGAUUCCUUAGCCUCCGCGGUUUCCUUCCCUCUUUCCCAUCUCAUUCAUCGGUCUCUUCCUUCUUUCUCCCUCUCCAUUUUUAUUUUUAUUUUCCUUUUAUUUAUGCGGCGUUUCAGGGUGGCUUUUUCUCCUUUUUCCUUCUCCGGUCUUU
Tuber melanosporum (Perigord truffle) is the source of this 1205-nucleotide messenger RNA. RefSeq lists its product as uncharacterized. The coding region runs from base 478 to 852 and encodes 124 amino acids. Lineage: Eukaryota; Fungi; Ascomycota; Pezizomycetes; Pezizales; Tuberaceae. The record is from RefSeq and is a predicted model, not a curated record. The transcript has 2 exons.